ACAUAAAUUUUCAUUUCGUUUUCAACAAGGAAGCUGUCUUGUGUCUCGUUUUAUUUUUACUUUCUUUUUUUUUACGUCGUAUAAUUCGAAAAAUAAAUGAUUUCCCGCUUUUGAAAACUACCUUUAAACUAAAAGCCACGUGACCUUGCAAACGACCUCUAAUUUGGUAUUCGUAUCGUCCGUUCCUAGUCGUGCUUCACGAUAACCCCUACAUCAUUGACACGCUCGGAACACGUUCACCAUCCGAGUGUUGAAGUAAAAACUUAGAAUAACGUUGAAUUUCUUACGAUUUGCUACAAGAAGCUGUAGUAAAAGAUCCACGAAUCAUUCAAGAUAUGAUACGAACGACAACAGGUCUACGUAAUGAAUUGGCACGCGCAAUACUACGAAGUUCCGUGCGGACGAAUACCGUAAGAUCUGUGGUCAUACGAUGUCUUCACAGAAAAUAUCUGCAAAGGAUUCAAGUUCACAGCACAUUACGUUUUACUGUAACUCCAUGGAAGCAACAAUUAAGAUUUUAUGCAGAUUAUCCAGACCAUGUCAAAGUACAACUUCCUGCAUUAUCACCUACCAUGGAAACGGGUACUAUUGUCAGUUGGCACAAAAAAGAAGGUGACAAGUUGAAUGAAGGGGACUUACUUGCUGAGAUUGAAACUGAUAAAGCAACUAUGGGCUUUGAAACACCAGAAGAAGGCUACUUGGCAAAGAUUAUAGUACCUGCAGGAACAAAAAAUAUUCCUAUUGGGAAAUUAGUUUGUAUAAUUGUUUCAGAUGAAGGUAGUAUAGCUGCCUUCAAAGAUUUUAAAGAUGAUUCUCCUGGUGCUCCUACUCCAGCUGCACCUGCACCAACAGCACCUACACCAUCCACUCCACCACCAUCUCCUGUAACACCGCCAGCACCUGCAGCACCCUCUGUUCCAAAACCACUGCCUACUCCAGUAGGAGAUAGAAUAUAUGCUAGCCCAUUGGCUAAAAGGCUCGCAGCUGAGAAAGGUCUUAGUUUGGAGGGCUUGAAAGGUUCAGGAUUAUUUGGAUCUAUAACAUCUAAAGAUUUAGCAGGUGCACAAGCUGUAGGUGCUCAGCCUGCAGUAGCAGCAGUUGCAGGUGCACCAGCAGGAGUAGAUGUUCCUUUAUCUAAUAUCCGCGCAGUAAUUGCGAAACGUUUACUAGAAAGUAAACAAACGAUUCCACAUUAUUAUUUGUCUGUAGAUAUAAAAAUGGACGAAGCUCUCGAAAUUCGAGAACGAUUUAAUAAGAUGUUGGAGAAAGAAAAAAUAAAACUUAGCGUAAAUGAUAUCAUUAUUAAAGCAAUGGCAAUGGCUUGUAAAAAAGUACCUGAGGGUAACAGUGCAUGGUUGGGAGAAGUUAUUAGACAAUAUAAUAAUGUUGAUGUAAGUGUAGCAGUAAGUACAGACAGUGGCCUAAUAACUCCAAUAGUUUUUGGUGCAGAUACAAAGGGUAUAAUCCAAAUUAGUAAAGAUGUGAAAGCAUUAGCUACCAAAGCAAGAGAAGGAAAAUUACAGCCACAAGAGUUUCAAGGAGGAACUAUCACUUUAUCAAAUCUGGGAAUGUUUGGUGUUAAAAACUUUUCUGCAAUUAUAAAUCCCCCACAAUCAAUCAUUCUUGCUAUAGGUACUACUGAAAACAGGUUAAUACCUGCCAAAAAUGAAAAAGGAUUCACAACAUCCCAAUUUAUGUCUGUUACUGCCAGUUGUGAUCAUCGUACUGUGGACGGUGCUGUAGGUGCACAAUGGUUAAAUGCCUUUAAGAAUUUCAUGGAAAAUCCAACAACUAUGUUGUUGUAGUAAAUGUAACUGUUAAAAUGUUUAAUGAGGUAGUUUGUGGUACAAAUUAUAUGAAAAAGAAACAUUAUUUUAUUCAAGUAUAAAGGGCGACAAGUAUCCUGUAUAUUUGUGUAUAGUACAACGUUAAAUUGUGUUAUUUUACGCAUUUGUAAAUCAUCAAUUUUUGAUAGAUUUAAAUUUUCA
Molecule: messenger RNA, 1988 nt
Organism: Eufriesea mexicana
Lineage: Eukaryota; Metazoa; Arthropoda; Insecta; Hymenoptera; Apidae
Gene: muc
Product: dihydrolipoamide S-acetyltransferase muc
Exons: 6
Coding region: 336-1805 (489 amino acids)
Biological process (GO): pyruvate decarboxylation to acetyl-CoA
Cellular component (GO): pyruvate dehydrogenase complex
Molecular function (GO): dihydrolipoyllysine-residue acetyltransferase activity
Source: RefSeq, a predicted model, not a curated record